CGAGAGGCCAUAUCAGUGCAUCCAGUGUCCGGCGCGAUUCCAAAGCACCGAUGUACUGAAGACUUCAUCUGUACACUCACUUGAAGUACUACCCGUACCACUGUUCCAUAUGCGACGAGUGUUUCGUCAGCCAAGAAGAAGUCGAAGAGCACCAGCGCAAGACGCACAAUGUCGCGGGACAGUACUCGACGAAGCAAGUCAGGUUCGAGACCAAGGAGAUGAAGAUUGACGGUUUCAUCGACGUGGCUAUAAAGAUACUGCAGCAACUUUUAGACAGUUCACCUUCGCAGCAGUGUCUGUGGAAGGGAUGCGCGUACGAAUCUUCAGCGCAGAGUGAACGCAGUGCUCACAUGAAGGUGCAUGUUGGACAGCGUAACACAUGCACCAGAUGCCAGUUCACCUCAUACAGUGCCGACGUCAUUGCAUGGCAUGGCAAGGAGCAGCAUAGUCCCGUCUCCAGCAGCACCGAGGCUCCUUCGUGCAGUGACGUACAGCCGGUGCCAAAAAACAACUCGCGCUUGUUUGCCUGUGGUUUGUGUAAUUACAGGGGACCCAACUCGAUGAGCAUUCGCGAGCAUUCCAAGAUUGCGCAUCCCGGAAAGGCUGCCAAGUUGGUCGUUCCCAAACGGAAAGACCUCUACAGCCCAGCUGUAAAAAGCGUGGAGCAGCCUGGAAGAUCGAAGGAAGAGGAUGGGGAAGAGCGACUGUCCAUCUCUCUGGCACGUCCCCAGAAGGACACCACGCGUCUGAGUCGGUGGUCACUGAAUAAACAGAAGUGUGCAUGCAACCAGUGCAAGUUCCAGGCGUCGUCCGAGCAUCUGCUGCACAUUCACAAGUCCAACUUUCACGGAGAUGGCCAGAGCCUCGAUGCAAGCUCGGACGCCGUUGCCAACGCCAUGUCCAAUGCCUUGAGUUUGGCCACUCGCCAGUACUCCGCGCCAGCUUCUGGCGCUUCCCACAGGUCAUCUCAUUCCGCUUGCCAGCUCGACACUUCAAUGCCCGGUUUGCCACAGUCAUACCACAUCUACCAGUGCCGCAAGUGCUCUGCGCAGUUCCAGUCAGAGACGAGCUUUUUCAACCACCUGCUUGUGAAGCAUCACGCGUACGCCGUGUGCGAUACCUGUGGUUGUGGCCUGAUGAACAAUGCUCAGGCCAUUAAUCAUGCUAAGAAGCACCUACCCUCGGGAGGCACUUUCACGGUACUCAGAAGGAAACAGCUCACUAACUCGCCAAUGAGGAAAUUAAACAGGGACAUUCCUACCACUAAACAGUUGUCACAAAAUGCCAGUGACGUUUAUGUGGUGGCACCGUGGGCUCCCGACAUGCGAGUACCUCUGCAAGACUUUUCUCUUCAGCACAACCUCAAUGCGCGUGUGCGCAUAAAAGAUUUUGGGAAGUGUCUUAACAACGAAUUUUAAUAAGAGCCUUUACUACGUCUCUUACUCGCAUUACUGCAGUGUUUUUAUGUGCGUUGGGGCGCGCCAGUUUAAGGUGUAAUAAUUCAUCCCUGUAUAUUUGUUUAUAGUUAUUGGCUUAUGUACUUUGUUGCAUAUGCAUGCUGUCACCAAGCUGAUGUAAAGCCAAUUUUGUUACUGUAUACAUUUCUGUGUAAUCUCGAAUCUCGUGCAAAGCGUUAAUAAACAGUUUUAUGUGCUAUGA
Messenger RNA from Rhipicephalus sanguineus (brown dog tick), 1659 nucleotides. RefSeq lists its product as uncharacterized. The record is from RefSeq and is a predicted model, not a curated record. Bases 219 to 1418 code for a protein of 399 amino acids. The transcript has a single exon. Lineage: Eukaryota; Metazoa; Arthropoda; Arachnida; Ixodida; Ixodidae.